This is a messenger RNA of Solanum dulcamara, 2431 nucleotides long. RefSeq lists its product as uncharacterized. Bases 191 to 2251 code for a protein of 686 amino acids. The record is from RefSeq and is a predicted model, not a curated record. NCBI's taxonomy places the organism in Eukaryota, Viridiplantae, Streptophyta, Magnoliopsida, Solanales, Solanaceae. The transcript has 2 exons.
CCUCUUCUGAAUCUAUUUCUAUUACCCCAUAAAGUUGCCAUUUUUAAUUGAGUGGUUUUCUUGAACUUUGAACCCCUUUUUUCCCUUUUCUUCUUAUCUUUUUCUCUUCCCUUGCCCGUUACAAAAUCUUUCAUCUUUGUGUUGUUCUUCUCACUGCAAUUUUGAAAAUUUCAGUUCUUGGGAGAAAACAAUGGGGAGUUGUUUGAGUAAGAAGAACACUUCUUGUUCUUCUUCUAAAUCUACUUCUACUUUUACUGUUGCAGUUUCAAAUACAAAUCAAGAAAUCACUAAAAAUAGUACCCAAGUGGAGAACAAGAAAGAGGUAGAAGGAGAAAGUGUGAAAAAAGAAAUCUUUGUUAUUAAACACAGGAAAAGCCAUGAAGUGGAUAGGAAGUCUGAAGAAGAAAAGGGUAUUGUUAAAAAGGGAAUUGAAGCAGUUGAGUCUGCUAAAACUGGUAUUACUAAUAACAAUGGUGGGUUAGGGCUAGGCAAAGAGAUUGGUAUUGUUGUAUCGGCUCCUGUGAGGACUUCAAGUUGUACUAAAGAAGAAGUUGAUGCUAUUUUGAUACAAUGUGGGAGGCUUAGCAGGAGUUCAUCUACUGGAAAGACAGGGGUUUUGGGUUCAAGUGGAUCUACUGAUAAUCCUCAAAGGAGUAGAAAGUACUCUGGUUCAAAGAGAAGUUUUGAUUUUGAGAAUGACAACGGAAAUGAUGGGAUGCAAGAAAAUGUAGUGGAUUGUGAGGAUGAUGGGGUUGUGGGAGAUGGAGUUCGUCGCCAUAGGCAACGCCAGCGCCAGCCUAGAACCCCUAAUUCUUCAUCUCAGGGACGGAGGAGAACCCCGAGUAGGGAGAGAGAUCAGGCACAACAGCAGCAGAGGUCCGGUAGUAGUAGAGAAAGAGGAAGCAGUGGAGGGGGUAGAAGGGUGAGCAGAUCUCCUGGUAGAAGAUCUGAAUCACCAAUUACUACUACCUCAAAUGGUGGCAAUGUGGCCUCUGUUAAUGCUAAUGGAAAUAAUGGUGGUAGGCCAGGGAAGAUGGUAUCUGUACCUGCUACUGUUUCAUCUAUGGUGAUGGAUAAGAGCAUUGAUGCUGGUGGAACUGACAAUAUUUCUGCUGCUGCUGUUAAGAGGAUUCAAGUGAAGAGAAAUGCAGGCGGUGACGGUCCAAGAACUGCUGCAUCUCCGCGUACUCGGUCACCAGCAAGGGUGAAUGCAAAGGUGUUGAAUGAGAGAGAUAACCAUGCUCAUUCCAACCAAAAUCAACAGCAGCCCAUGUCCCUUAGCCGUAGCAAUUCAAGGAAACACGAACAGUCUCCCUACAGAAGAAAUCCUCUCAGUGAGAUUGACACCAAUGUUGUCUUGGAGCAGAUGCCCACACCAGGACUUAAGGUCUCUUCCCAUAAGUUGAAUGCAGAAACUGUGAGCAAUGGCAAAGUCAAGGAGCAGCAGCAGCAGAAUGUUGCAAUGAACGUGAUUGUUCCAGGACCCGAAAGCCAUAAACCCCAGAGAAGCAGGUCACUAAGGCUAUCGAGAGACCUAGACAUCAAUCCUGAAGCUCUCUCAAAUCCUCCUCAAUCAUAUACUGCCCUGUUGCUUGAGGACAUCCAAAACUUCCAUCAAAAGACCAAUACUACCACGCCUGCAUUUUCGCUACCACCUUGUGUAACAAAAGCCUGCUCAAUUGUUGAUGCAGUUGCUGACCUGAACUCAACAACUAGCUCCAAUCUGCCCAGUUCUUUCUCCGAUGACAGGAGAAGAAACUCCACAGCUGAGCAAUUUAGUCAGAAUGAUAAUGCUUCUUUUGGGGUUGAUCCUCUAGGGAAGAAGAAGUUAGGGAUCAAGGAUCCCUUCAUGGAGUCUGAAGUUGCUGUGAGUGAUGACCUAAUGGAGCCAAGCAUACAGAAGUAUGUAACUUUCAGAAGGGGAACUGAUAUGGAAGAGGAAGAAUCCUCAGGAAGCAAUAGUGUUGUUGGUGGUCAGCAAAAUUGGCUUUCUCCUUCCUCUUGGGAACCAAAUUCGGCUGAUUCAACUGACUGUUGGCCUUCUUCAAAAUCCUACAGUAGAGAUGAUAACAAGAGUCCUCUAGGCUUUCAAAGGCACGCGAUAUCUGAGAUUGGCCAUGACAUGGAAGAAGGCAAAAGAAGAGUGAAUGUGAAGAGGAGGGAUUCUGACAACCAGCAAACAGGAAUUGGCCGUGGCAGAGUUGGACCUAGAGGUUGUCUUCACCCGAUUUCUAUGGCUGCUUCUACUUAAAACAUUGAACAAUUUGUUAAGAUGUAUGCAGUUUGUUUUAGAAUAGAUUUUCUAGUUGUGGUUGCACGCUUUGCAGCCUUUUGUUCUCAUUGAAGAUUGUAUGCUUUGCAACCUUUUGUUUUCGUUGAAUGUUGUCUGCAAAUGAUUUACUUGAAGCAAAUGUAAUUCAUCUACCGCCUA